AACUUUUUUCCAUAAUUUAUUAAAUAUGGCAACUGUCGUUAACUAUUGUCAGAGAAACUGACGCUUCCGGUCUUUUUAUUUCUCCGUGGCAUGGCGGAUGGUCUUUACCACCGCCGAUAGUGUUUUUUAGGAGGAGUAACCUCGCUUUUAUAGCGAAAUGAGUCUAUCAGUAGCCCGACCGUUGGUGUCGGUGUAUUCAGAGAAGAGCGAGAAGGUGGCGGACGUGUCUGUGCCGCUGCCGUUCGUGUUCAAGGCGCCCAUCCGCCCCGACCUGGUCAACGAUGUCCACGUGUCAAUGUCCAAGAACUCGCGCCAGGCCUACUGCGUGAACAAGGAGGCUGGCCAUCAGACGAGUGCCGAGUCAUGGGGUACCGGUCGUGCCGUGGCGCGUAUCCCGCGUGUCCGAGGUGGUGGUACCCACAGGUCGGGCCAGGGUGCGUUCGGCAACAUGUGUCGCGGUGGUCGCAUGUUCGCGCCCACCAAGCCGUGGCGGCGCUGGCACCGUCGGGUCAACCUGCGCCAGCGCCGAGCUGCCGCCGCCGCCGCCGUCGCCGCCGCCGGAGUGCCAGCGCUGGUGCAGGCGAGAGGUCACAUAAUUGAGAAGAUCCCAGAACUGCCCCUGGUUGUGUCGGACAAGGUGCAGGAGAUCAACAAGACUAAACAAGCCGUCAUCUUCCUGAGGCGCGUCAAGGCUUGGUCCGAUGUGCUCAAGGUGUACAAAUCGCAGCGCCUGCGCGCCGGCAAGGGCAAGAUGCGCAACCGUCGGCGCGUGCAGCGCAAGGGCCCGCUCAUAGUCUUCAACAAGGACCAGGGUCUGACCCGCGCCUUCCGCAACAUCCCCGGCGUGGAGAUGCUCAGUGUCAACAAACUGAACCUGCUGAAGCUUGCGCCGGGCGGUCACGUUGGUCGCUUCGUCAUCUGGACACAAUCUGCCUUCGAGAGGCUGGAUUCUCUAUUUGGUUCAUGGAAGACACCCUCGAAGGAGAAGAAGAACUUCAACCUGCCCCAACCCAAGAUGGCCAAUACCGACCUGAGCAGGUUGCUCAAAUCUGACGAGAUCAGGAAGGUCCUCAGGAAACCCAAUAAGAAGGUAGUCCGCGCUACACGCAAACUCAACCCGCUGGUGAACUCCAAGGCGAUGUUGCGUCUCAACCCAUACGCGGCGGUGAUGAAGAGGAAAGCCGUGCUCGACCAGCAGAGGAAGAACAACUCGAGGGCGCUUGCUGUGGCGGAGAAGCGUGGAAUCAAACUACCUGACUCCGACCCAGCGGUCAGAGCUCAGAAACUGCGGGAAAAGAGGUCCAAGUCCAUCCAGUUGGCGUAUUCGAAGAAACCCAAGAAACCCGUGACAAAGAAAACUCCACCACCACCCCCAAAAAAGAAGAAGGAAGAAAAAACCAAGGGCAAAGCUAAACCCACUGCUGAGCCUAAAGCUAAAGCUGAGCCUAAAGCAAAGGCUGAGCCUAAAAAGUGAACUAAAUAAAAGUUUAUAGAAAUA
This is a messenger RNA of Bicyclus anynana (squinting bush brown), 1498 nucleotides long. It is a transcript of the gene RpL4, whose product is annotated as 60S ribosomal protein L4. The coding region runs from base 158 to 1474 and encodes 438 amino acids. The transcript is spliced from 10 exons. Gene Ontology annotation, biological process: translation. Gene Ontology annotation, molecular function: structural constituent of ribosome; RNA binding. Gene Ontology annotation, cellular component: ribosome; cytosolic large ribosomal subunit. NCBI's taxonomy places the organism in Eukaryota, Metazoa, Arthropoda, Insecta, Lepidoptera, Nymphalidae. The record is from RefSeq and is a predicted model, not a curated record.